Molecule: messenger RNA, 3168 nt
Organism: Linnemannia hyalina
Lineage: Eukaryota; Fungi; Mortierellomycota; Mortierellomycetes; Mortierellales; Mortierellaceae
Source: the annotation of a GenBank genome assembly
AUGGCCGACAACAACGCUACCACCCCCGUCCCCCCUCCCGCCGCAGCCGGCGCCGAGACCUCCGUUGAAAAGUCCAAGAACGCGGACAAGAACGAGGCCAAGCGCCUGGCAAAGUUGGAGAAGUUCUUGGCCAAGCAGAAGGCUGCUGCUGAAAAGACUAAGGCCGCCCCUGUUGCUAAGGAGGAGAAGAAGGCCAAGCCCGAGAAGGCUGCUGCCGCUGCCCCCGAGCCCGAGUUUGUCAACACCACCCCCAAGGGCGAGAAGAAGGACAUGUCCGAGCCCAUGGCUGCUACUUACAACCCUAAGGCCGUCGAGGCUGCAUGGAACGACUGGUGGGAGAAGGAGGGCUUCUUUGAGCCCGAGUUGACCGCUGAUGGACAGGUCAAGUCCGAGGGUCUCUUUGUCAUUGCUGCACCCCCACCAAACAUCACUGGAUCUCUUCAUACCGGACACGCUCUUGCCGUCUCUAUCGAGGAUGGACUUGCCCGCUGGAACCGCAUGUUGGGAAAGACCGUGUUGUUCAACCCCGGUACUGAUCACGCCGGUAUCUCUGCCCAGGCUGUCGUCGAGAAGCAGUUGUGGAAGGAGAGCAAGCAGACCCGCCACGACAUUGGACGCGAGGCUUUCGUCGAGAAGAUCUGGGACUGGAAGGACGUUUUCCAGGCGCGCAUCAACAACCAGGUCAGACGUCUUGGUGCUUCCUACGACUGGACCCGUGAGGCGUUCACCCUUAGCGCACCCCUCUCUAAGGCCGUCACGGAGACUUUCUGCAGAUUCCACGAGGAGGGUAUCAUCUACCGUGCUACACGUCUUGUCAACUGGUGCUCUGAGCUCAACACUGCCCUUUCUAACCUCGAGGUCGAUAACAAGGAGUUGACUGGACGCACCCUCUUGAGCGUUCCUGGAUAUGAUGCCAAGGAGAAGUUUGAGUUUGGUGUCUUGAUCUCGUUCGCCUACCCCGUCGAGGGCUCCGAUGAGAAGAUCGUUGUCGCCACCACCCGUAUCGAGACCAUGAUCGGAGAUACCGCCAUCGCCAUUCACCCCAAGGAUGAACGUUACAAGCACCUCCACGGCAAGUUCGUUAUUCACCCCUUCUCUGGACGCAGGAUCCCAAUUAUUCUGGACGACAUUGUUGUCGAUAUGGCUUUCGGUACUGGAGCUGUCAAGAUGACCCCCGCCCACGACGUCAACGAUUAUGAGGUCGGAAAGCGCCACAGCCUCGAGUUUAUCAACAUCUUGAACGACAACGGCACUUUGAACAACAACUGCGGUGAAUUCUCUGGAAUGAAGCGCUUCCACGCCCGUGUUGCCGUCUUGAAGGCUCUCAAGGAGAAGGGUCUCUACGUCGAGACUGUUGACAACGCCAUGACUGUCCCUAUCUGCUCCAAGACCGGUGACAUCAUUGAGCCCUUGAUGAAGCCCCAGUGGUGGGUCAAUUGCAAGGACAUGGCUCACGAUGCCCUCCAGGCUGUCAAGGACGGCAAGUUGACCAUCAAGCCCCAGACCUCCGAGAAGGAGUACUAUCGCUGGAUGGAGAACAUCAACGACUGGUGCAUCUCCCGUCAGAUUUGGUGGGGUCACCGUAUCCCUGCUUACUUUGUCCGUUUGGCUGGCGAGGAGCAGGAUUUCGCUGAUGGUCAGUUCUGGGUCUCUGGACGCACUGAGGAGGCUGCCCUCGAGAGCGCUCAGAAGAAGUUCCCCGGCAAGACUUUUACCUUGGAGCAGGAUCCCGAUGUCUUGGAUACCUGGUUCUCGUCUGGUCUUUGGCCCUUCUCUAUCAUGGGCUGGCCCGAGAAGACUGCCGAUUUUGAGAAGUUCUACCCUACCUCGUUGCUCGAGACCGGUUGGGACAUCUUGUUCUUCUGGGUCGCCCGUAUGGUCAUGUUGGGUAUCAAGUUGACCGGUCAGGUUCCCUUCUCUGAGGUCUACUGCCACGCCUUGGUCCGUGAUGCUCAGGGUCGCAAGAUGUCCAAGUCUUUAGGAAACGUUAUCGAUCCCGUCGACGUCAUCGAGGGUAUUUCUCUCCAGGCCCUCCACGACAAGUUACGUAUCGGAAACUUGGACCCCCGCGAGAUCGUCAAGGCCGAGCAGGGUCAGAAGAUGGACUUCCCCAACGGUAUCCCCGAGUGCGGUACUGAUGCCCUUCGUUUCUGCUUGGGUGCCUACUCUGCCUUUGGCAAGGACAUCAACUUGGAUAUUAUGCGUGUCGACGGUUACCGCAAGUUCUGCAACAAGCUCUGGAACGCCACCCGUUUCGCUCUCUUGAAGUUAGAAGAUGGCUUCUUGCCCAAUGCCACUGCCGCCAAGUCUGGCCGCGAGAGCUUGGCCGAGCGCUGGAUCCUUAGCAAGCUCAACGUUGCUGCCGUCGAGUUGAACGACCAGUUGGGUCAGCGCAACUUCAUGAAGGCCACCGAUGCCAUCUACAAGUUCUGGUUGUACGAGCUCUGCGAUGUCUACAUUGAGAUCAUCAAGCCUAUUACCGAGGGCUCUGACUUGGUUGCCAAGCGUUCUGCCCAGGAUACCCUCUAUACCUGCUUGGAAGCUGCCCUCAGGAUGUUGCACCCCUUCAUGCCCUUCUUGACCGAGGAGUUGUACCAGCGUCUGCCCCGCCGUGACGGUGACAAGAUCACCACCAUCGUCAAGUCGCCCUUCCCCGUCAACAACCCAACCUACAUUGACGAGCAGGCCGAUGCCAAUUUCGAGUUGGUCUUUGCCGUUGUCCGCAGCGGCCGUUCGCUCAUGGCCGACUACAACAUGACCAAGGGAGGCCAGAUCUACCUCUUGGGCUCGACCGAGAUUGCCAAGUUGUUGAAGUCUGAGGAGGCCGGUAUUGCGACCUUGACCAAGGGAACCAAGUCCUGCACUGUCGUCACGGAUGUUGCCGAUAUCCCCGAGGGAUGUGCCUCGCAGACUGUCCAGGAGGGUUGCACUGUCUACCUGUUGGUCAAGGGUAUGGUUGACGUCGAUGCCGAGGUCCAGAAGAUCGAGAAGAAGUUGGCCAAGGUCCAAAAGGCCAAGGAUGAUCUUGAGAAGAAGACCCAGGAUGCUACUUACUUGACCAAGGUCAAGCCUGAGAUUCGUGAGAUGAACGAGGUCAAGCUUAAGGACUAUGAGGCCGAGAUUGCUACCUUGACAAGCGGCAUUGAGAUCUUCAUGAAAUUGAAGUAA